AUGAGUGCUAAACAUGCUGCUCUCUACCGGCCACUGGAAGGCCUUGAAGCUAUACGGUUCAUCGAAUUGCUCCCAGGCACAGGUUCGGACACCAUUGUCGUCAAUUUCGUCUACGAUACUCUGCUUAUGAAGCCUCCGCCAAUGUUUGAAGCCACCUCGUACACUUGGGGCGAUCCAAUUCCAACCAGGACCAUCCUAUGCGAUGGCAUCGAGUUCGAACUACGGCAGAAUGCAUGUGAUUUCCUCCACCAGCUUCGAUUGCCGGAUCGGUCUCGCAUGCUCUGGAUUGAUUGCAUCUGCAUCAACCAGACAGAUGCGGUCGAACGCGCAAAGCAGGUGGAAAUGAUGCAUGUGAUUUAUCGAAAUGCCAUGGCAGUGAUCGCGUGGAUUGGUCUACAGGACGAAUCUAGCCUGAUUGCUAUGAAUUACAUAGCUCAGCUAGAUAUAACGUCUGUAUUGAGACAUGCGCUGCUCGACGUGUGGGGUGCGCCAGAUGUCCAGAUCGAGGAAAGACCGUAUCUAUUCGAUACCAUAACCCGAACCGAGCAAGAUCAGAGGCUUGUUUCCGCCGUGAUGAGACUGUUUUGCCGCCCAUGGUUUCGCAGGAUCUGGAUACAGCAGGAAAUGGCCGUCAACCAAAACACCAGAGUGCUUUGUGGUUCCCAAGAGGUGGAUUUGGAGCGAUUGAUCGCGCUUGGGUGCCUCCUGCAACCUCGAGACUCCUCUGGCUGGCCAGAGCCUUGGAAUACCUCCGAGCAUCUCCCGGAGUGGAGGAGCAUAGUAGCUUUACGAGAAAUCAAUCACCACCGGGUGGUCGAGUUCGCCAUUCCGACUCCGUGGCAGGAUGAAAUCCGCCAGAGAUCGGCAACAGAAUCCUCUAUUGACUACUAUGCUGGGCACAAGAGUUCCGUGCUCGCUUUCGGCUUUUUCACUGACGCUCUCCAAGGUUCAAGUGCAACUAGCAGACCGUUGAUUACGAAGCUCAAACAUGGUUCUGUACUCGAGGCAACAGAUCCUCGAGACAAGGUGUACGCCCUUUACAACCUCGACAAAAGCUUCCGCUUUCCACCAAGGGCGGCCCCUCCACGUCCCAAAGUCGACUAUUCCAUACCUUGGCAAGCAGUCUUCAUCCGCAUUGCGAAGUACACUCACUCCACCCAUGUCGAUAGGACCUUGAGCUUAGCGGGCCGCUCACAGCAGUAUAGUGAUGCGAGUCUACCCUCAUGGGUCCCGGACCUGCGAAAUGAAGAUAUUGGAGUCUUUUUCGCCGAUCACGAAAGCAGCUGGGCUGCUGGCGGGAUGGCAUAUCAGCCUAGCGUGCAGUUCGUAAGUCUUCCCUCCUGUCGAAUAGGUUCUCGCCCAAUCCCCGAGUACUACUUCUUCAAUGCCAAAGGCAAGAAGAAGAACUUGGUAGCAGAGGCCUUGGAGAUAGGAGCAAUCCUACAAGACAAGAUAGUGUACUGUAGUCCGCAGCCCACACUUCCUUCGAUGCAUUUGGCUGCUCUCCUCCCGGAAAUCUCUUCCAAGCUGGCCGCCGACCUUACCUUUAUCAACGAGAAGAUGCCUCGAUAUUUCACUGGGGAGUCCGGAUCAGACGCAUACGCGGGAACGAUUAUGGUCAACACCACGCCGCGGGACGAAUUGGCAACUGCAGACUACGAGAGGAAGGGGUUUGCUGAGUGGAGAGCGUGGCUGGAGUCCAGCGACUUUCCAAAUAAUAUCCCUGAAUACCAUCAAGCCGUGGUCAAUACUGAGCUAUGGAACAAGCACUUGUUCGUUGUGAGCAAUCAUGGUCUCAUGUGCAUCGUCCCUGCAAUGACACGUGAAGGCGAUUAUGUCGCCAUUCUGAAUGGUUGCCGCUAUCCAGUAGCGUUGAGAAAAGUCGGACCCGAGGAUGGCCAAUACUAUGAACUUCUUGGACCGUGCUACAUGCAUCGCAUGAUGAGAGGGCGGGCCUGGAAUCUGAUUGAAGAGUACAAAUCGAAAUACAUAUCUACAUCCGAGGACGAAGUCGUGCCUUUAGAUUUGGGAUCCGCUGACCAGACGGACGAAGAUUCCGGCGGUCAUGUUGGUGUUUUCCCGUUCAAUGCAAACUCGGACUACCAGAAUAUCAAGCGAGUGCUUGGGAAGAGACGGAUUGUACUUGUAUGA
Molecule: messenger RNA, 2151 nt
Organism: Cercospora beticola
Lineage: Eukaryota; Fungi; Ascomycota; Dothideomycetes; Mycosphaerellales; Mycosphaerellaceae
Product: HET domain-containing protein
Source: RefSeq, a predicted model, not a curated record